AAUUGAUAUUACGAAUUUCAAUUGGAAAUAUUGGCUUUUGUAAAAGUGAACAUUUAAAGUGAAGUAAUGGUAGUUUUGAACAUUUCCAUUUAUCGGGAUAUUUGAAAAAUUAAUUUCAAAAUUUAUUAGUUGGACGCUCAAGCUAGAGCUAGUUUAACUAAAAUGGGUCCCUUGGAACCAACCAAAUAUGGUGAACAGUUCCAUGAACUGUACAUCAAUUGCUUGGAUAAUAGAAAAUCUCCGGCUGGAAAUCGUGGAAAUCGAAAUCGUCGUCGUAAACGUAAUCGAACCUGUGCCGUAAACAAUCAUGACCAAUUAUCAAAUAUUAAUCGCAUCGAAGUACUACCUAAUGCAUCUAAAUUUGCAAUAUUUUCCGCGAUUCGCGCAAUUGUUAUGGAAUCGGAAUCAAGAUCACAGUCUUUGUUUGACAUCUUGGAAAAUAGCAAAAAACUACAAUGUCAUCAGGUAGCCAAGCAACAAGAUAUUGAUACGGACGCUGACAGCUUAAUGGGCGACAUCACCGACAAACAAUUGAUGAUGUCAAUUCCACAGAUCGUUGGUGCUGGCUUGAAAGGAUUGUUUGAAUUGAUAGCCGAGGCAAGAAAUGUCAGCCCAAACUUAUGUACAAAAGGGUUACGAGCACUCUUUGAUGUGAUUCAAGGACAAGUACCAGAGAGUUUUCGAUCAGAACCAAACGAAUUGAUUCAACCGUUGUACGAUCUACUCUUAAAUUUGGCUACAUUGCAUGGAGCAUUGCCAAAAGACUCGGAUCUUAAUAAUUGGUCAUCAAUCGCGUGUUCAGCAUUGCUUGGACUGUGUAUAGCUCGUGGUGAUACUGGCAAAACUAUAAAAGCAAUUUCCGCACUCAUAAUGUCACCAAAAAUCUUAUCCGGACAAUAUAUCCAGUUGCCUAUGGUGCUUUCCACACUACAAAGAAGCAUUUAUGCAGUGGCUUUGGGCAAACCAACCAAACCGGAUUUCUUUGCAAAUGGUGUACCGAAAAACUCUCUCGUUGAAGAGUUCUGCGUUAAAACUGAAAUACCAGAAAGGGUCCAAUAUCACGUUCAGCCUUCUAUCGCAUCUAACGGCAAACAUAUGUACAUUUUGUUGGGGAAGAGUUUAUUCAAAAUCGGAACCGGAUUCAAUGGCACGUUGAAAGGCCAUGUAUAUGGUGUCAAUGAAGAAUUUUGCAAAGAGAAAAAUGGAUGGAUUGGAUUCUGUGGGAAUUCUUUGUUAUACAAAAAAAUAUCCAAACGGAGCAAUGAAACAAUGCUGGUUGUAAACACCGAAACCCUAUCAAUUAACUCCACCAUUCAAAUUGCAAUGCCAUCAAAUAAAGAUGGACAAAAUUGUAUAUUAUUUUCCGACGAGGAUUCUUUGAAUGCCAUUUGUUCUUUAAAAGACGACAAUUUGGUUGUUCGGCAAUUAUACACAGUCGGCAGUGCUGUGCCAGAUUUGAUGCUUCAAUUAGCGCGAAAAAGUUUCAAGACAUUUGGCUAUGCUACAUUCGAAGAGGAACUAUUGAAUCAGCAGCAAAUUCAAAAGAUUCAAGCAUCAUUUAAUCCGUUCGAGAUGAAACUUUCAAGUGAAACUGAAAUUGCCGGAAUUGUAUGUGGAAAGGAGUUCGGUUUGAUUCGAGCAAAUAAUGGCAAAAUCUUCUACUAUGGUAAAUCGUCAGCUUUGGGGUUGAAAUCGAUAGGAAAAACACCGUCGAUGAAACCGAUUGAAUUGAUUGUUGCCAAAUCAUCGAAUAUCGUUCAUGCAACAAUCGGCCAUGAUGGGAUGCACGCCAUUCUCAUCAAUGAGGAUGGAAGUGUCUUCUUUGCAGGUACUGCGCGUAGAGGAGAAGAUGGAGAUCGAGAUCAUUCGAAGAAUCGUCGUCAACCAAAAGCUGUAAAACCAAAGAAAAUCAUCAAAGUCGAUGGCCAUCAAUUUGUCCAUGCGUCAUGUAAUAAUGGAACGUCGGCUCUGGUAACGCGCACGGGAAAACUCAUAAUGCUAGGAAAAGACACAUCACACUGUGACACAUCAUCCGGUUUCGUUACUGACUUAUUGGAUCAACACAUAACAACCGUAGCUCUUGGAAAGGCACACACAGUGGCACUGAAUAACAAAGGUCAAAUAUUCACAUUCGGAAUGAACAAUAAGGGUCAAUGUGGCCGAUCACCGAAAGGAAAAUCAUUGCAAAAUGAUGUCGACUUUGGCAUAAAAUCUCAACAGCCACAAUCAUCAUCGUCGACGCAUCAAGCGGCAGCGCUGAAAUUUGAUGUGUCUAAUAUGUGCGAUGUUGAAGAACACAAUAUUAUUCAUGGUCAAUGCCGAGUUUGUUCUAUUUGCCGCGAAUGUACUGGAUAUAAUGUAUCAUGUGUUACAACACAGAAUAUAACGAUUGAUCAACGCAUCCCGGGAGCAAAUUGUGCAUGUGGCAAUGGAGAUGGUGGAUGUUCGAAAUGCGGUGCCUGUAGCACGUGUAUCUCUUUUCAAGAAUCAGAUGGGACCGGAGGUGUCAAGGAUAAUAAACCAUUUACAUUUCUUUUGCGUCAACGGUCAAAGGGCUCACUCAACCGUUCAAAAGACAAACGAGUACCCGAAACACAAAACACUGUUCCUGAAGUUGAUCGUGAUACAACGCCUCGUGUAGCACCACUGCCACCGCAAAGAGUGUCUUUGCCAGGCACAAGCAGCCCUGUAAUUUCGAUUGCAUGUGGAUUACACCAUACAGUAGUUCUUACUCAGAGUGGAGAAGUGUUCACAUUUGGCCAAAAUCAACACGGUCAGCUUGGAACAGGCGACCAAUCGCCAUACAUUGGCCCAGUUCAAGUUAAAUUGAAUUCAUUUAUCGUACAAGUGGCUGCUGGUAGCAAUCACACCGUUUUACUAUCAUCCCGAGGAGUUAUUUACACAUUCGGAAAUCACUCGAAGGGACAAUUGGGUCGAUUAUCACAUGACAUGCAGCACAAUGUACAUUUUUCAGAUGAAUUUCAAAAAUCGGACACAAACGAAGACGGUCAAUCGGAUAUUGCCAAUUUGGCGAAGAUAAAGAAAUGUAUAUGGCAUUGCACGCCGGGACAAGUCUCCGGAAUUGGACCACAAUAUGGAAAGAGAGCGACACAAAUUUUUGCCACCGGCGAUCAAACGUUUUUCAAAUUGGAUGAAAGCAUUUUAACGGGCGCAAUGCUCCCGAAAAUCAACGUUGUAGCCAAUAAAUCGACAAUUCUAUUGAUACCCCAAAUCCCAAUGUCAUUCAACUGUUUAUCGAUAAAUCGUCGAGAUGGAAGUUGUGUUCCGCAUAGCGGAAAUCAAGUAAAUUUCGCAAAAAUAAUACAAAACAAUAUAAAUGCCGUUUCUCAAUUGGCCUUCGACAAAUGCAACCAGAAUGUUAAUACAAAUCAGGCCAUCGCAAGUUCAGCAAUUGAUCGAAUGUCACAAAGUGUAUAUGACACAUGCCAUCAAAUAUUCGAUGAACAAGAAAAUCUGCAAUUUUCCGAGCAUCAUCAUCACCAUCGGCCACCGCAACGACGUAAACGCGUCGAAACAACUCAGUGUGCAAAAUAUGAAAAAGUUUUGCCACAGCUUGCAUUCGAAAUGGAUUCAAUUUAUGGUGUUUUGUGGGUUUUCGAUGCAAUUUCAAUGAAAUGCUUCUUAUACAAUGUGAUUGGUAGUGAAGUACCAAGAAAUUUGGAAUAUUCCAAUCAUAUAAUUGCAAUUUUAAAACCAGAACUCAUGUUGCCGAAUAAAGUGGAUGUUUUGAUUACAAGAAAUUUGGCGUCGGUUAAUCUUCUUGCCUGUUUGGAUAUUUUAACAUCAGUUCCGGACGCAAUACCAUCAUGUUUUGAACAAACACCCAAGCCAGCUGAUUCGGCUAUGAAGGAUUCAAUAAGCAGUUUGAACGAUUUUCAAACGGUGACCCGUUUCGAGAACUUGGGCGGAGGAUGGGGAUAUAGUGGACAAAGUGUUGAAGCUAUCCGAUUUAUGGUCGAUACCGAUGUUGUAAUUGUCGGAUGUGGAAUGUAUGGCGGAAGAGGAGAAUACACUUGUAAACUCAAACUGUACGAUCUUGGCGUUGAUGGUGGUUGUUACGAAAAGGAUGGAACUCUUUUGGUUGAGACUGAUGAAGUAUCGUACGCAUGUGCAGCUCGUAGUAAGCACAACAUAUUUUUACCGCGACCAACAAAUGUGACGGCCAAUCGAUGGUAUUUGAUUUGGGCACGAAUUGCCGGACCUUCAAGUGAUUGUGGUUCUAGUGGACAGGCCAGUGUUACGACCGAAGAUCAGAUUGUAUUCAAUUUCCGAGUGUCAAAGAAAGCAAAUAAUGGAACCGAUGUAAAUUCUGGUCAGAUUCCAUCGAUCUUAUUCCGGAUUGUGAAUCAAGAAACAAAAUCGCCGAACAAUUCUGAUCCCGUUCAUAAGGUGUCACAAAAUUUUGCGAAUUCAGUCACUAAAGAAUGCUUUCAAAGUUUAAUUACAUUGCUCAAGUGGUCGUGGGGAACAUUCAAAUUGACAUUAAAUGAUUUGAAAGAUAAGAAAAAUCUUUCGCAAUCAAUUUCAACGUAUAACCGGUUGUACUAUGUUAGCAAAGUUUGUUUGCGUCUACUGCGAAAAUAUACGAAUGAAAUUUAUCCAAAUGAUACUUCAAAAUGUGAUCGAUUCCAAAUGAGGAAACGAGCAACCGAUGGCGAGGAUAAAAACGACCCGCAACUAUAUGGCGUCACACAAACAUCGGGUACAUCCACAAAACAAAAGCCGCCCGUGAAGCAUAUGAUGUCCAGUAGCCUGGAUGUGACAACGUCGACCAGUCAGAAAAAAUUACCCGGAGAAAAUCUUCAAUUGGUUGAAUGCAUUGCGGAAGUUAAGUGUUUACUUAUUGAUAUUUUAUGCGAUGAAAUUGCAUUGAGCGUUGAAAGUGAGGGAUACGAUGCAACUAUGGAAAUUCUAGAUGAAUGUCAUACCACAUUCUUAUCUUGUUUCAAUGCAUUUUAUCCAACCAACACACUGAAAUGGAAUUGCUUGUGCGAUUUACUGAUGAAAAAAGACAAGGGCAUCAUGCAUGCACGACUGUUGAGUGCUAUUUUAGCAGGUCUUUGCAACACUAAUGUUAAACUUAAAUCAACAUUCCCGCUCUUGUCUACGAACAGAGAAAGCAUGUCAAUCAUCAGUCCAUCAGAUAAUUCGGGCUUGCCAAUGCUCUCUUCGUCCGAGAACUAUCAAUUUCCAGUUUUGGUCGAGCAAAUGACAUAUCGCACACAAUUGGAGAAAAACGAAUUUUUGUGCAAUAGCUGGACAUUCAACGAUGUCUUAGUUCGAUUGCUGGAAAUUAUUUCGUAUCCCAUUAAGUCAAAAAUUGAAAAUAUUCACAAUCGUUGUAGUUAUUCAUUGACCAGCAUUAACACUGGUAUACAUCAAAAACUAAUCGAUAACUGUUGUCAUCUCCUUGCUCGAGUUUUAUCAGAAAUCAUAUUCCAAAGUGCACCAGAGGUACCAAUUUUGAAUUUCAUUUUCUUAUUUUGAUUUGUACUUUACUGUUUUUCUCAUUUAUUUAAGAAUGAAAUCCCGUCGUUGCCAUCUCAAAGUAUCCGUUCGUCGGGCUGUCGAUUCGCUCGUCGUGAUCCAUGCCGUACAUGGAAUACGGGAAAUUUUGGACCUGAUGCCAUUUGCUUCAGCGUCGAUCGACCCGGAAUUGCGGUUGCCGGUGCUGUUGUCUAUUCAGGCUCUGGAUCUUAUGACUAUCAAUUAGAAUUGUUGUAUGAUACACUUGAAUCACCAGCCCAACAUAAAUGGGAAACAUUGGAAUCUAUUUCUGGCACUUAUGAUCAAGACAUCGUUAGCAAUGAAAUGGCUGAAUUGAAAUUUGAACGACCAGUUCAUAUAAAGGAAAAUACUCGGUAUGCGAUUCGUCUAUGUUCGCAAGGUGCUCGUACAUGUUCCGGCGAUAGUGGUUUUGGAUCAAUAAGAGGUCCUUGCGGAGCAAUGUUUUCAUUUUAUCCUUGUGAUUUAAGUUUCAAUGGAACGACAGACAAACGAGGACAAAUUCCCUGCUUACUGUAUUACAGUUCACCAAUGAAACCCGAAUCAAUCAAUGGCAAAAUUCGAACAGAAAUUCACGCCAGAGACACAGCAUUGAAGAUUUCUAGUGACAUCACAAAGAAAUGUACGGAUCUUUUGAUACUUGCUCGAAAUGCAUUGGCAACAUCAAUUACACCGUCUGAAAAAAGUGGCAACUCAUCAAAUAAUACACAAACGAUUGAUUCCGAGCAAAAUAUUACACCGAUUGAAGAGCAUGUUGACAUCACAUUUACUCACACCAAUAAUACACCAACCGAAGCGACGUCAAAGAAUAUUUCAACUGCUCGUGAUUUGACCAAACGCCUCGAAUCGUUCUCCAAGGGUAUUUUUGAAACUCUAAAAUUUGAUAAACGCUCAACAAAUCCAUUCGAAUACGAGAUUGAAAUCGGUUCUACGGAAAUUCACCCAAAAGAUUUGAUCAAAGAAAAUGACAUCAAAUCGGAUCAAUUGUCGAAAAUAAAUGGAAAUAAUGGAUUAAUUCAUGGAUCAUUGAGAGAUUUUGGAUUUUCAAAAUCCGAAGAAGAUCGAAUGGAAACCUAUGAAGAAAAAAUUCUAAAUAUUUUUCAGCAUAAAACGUCGAGCAUGUUUCAUACUCUUUUGCCAUUAACUUUUGGCCAUAUUGCCGCUUUGGCCAAUAGCGAUCCAAGGAGUUCUGUUGAAGUUUUAACUUUAAUUCGAGAAAUUCUCCCACACGUCGCCGCCCUGAACAAAAUCAAUUCAGGAAAACACACAGAUUUUGGAAAAACCACACCAAAUCAGGUGAAAGCAGAACAAAUCAAUGAACCCGCAGAGAAUAUUGAAAUAGAAAACGAACAUGUUGACGAUGGAAAUGCAGCCGCUUUGAUUACGAGCAAAGUGAAUACAACAGCAGAUCUGGUGACAACGAGCAAUCAUUAUUGCAUCGUUGAAAGUGAUCAUCCGUAUAAAGGAGCUUCGAUUAAUAAUUACAAAGUCGAGUUUCCUCCUUGCGUCCAAUGGCUAACAAUUGAAUUCGAUCCAAUGAGUGGAACCGCUCAACCUGAAGAUUAUUUGCUCAUCUCGAUACCAAAACAAGUUUUUUCAACAACACUGACCAACUCGUCCGAUCAAUCUUGUUCGCAAUACGAUGAAUACGAUGUCAUUGAUGGAUUUACUUCUUUUGACUCGGAUAAUUUGGGUAUUUGUAAAAACGCCCGAUUAACUACAUCUUUCGAAUCAUUUACGAAAGAACGAAAGUACGGUAGUGGCGAUGACGACGAAUGGCACAUUGCUCAAAUGUUUAAUAAACCUUCCCAUUGGACACAAAAUUCGCUUAUCUUACCCGGUAACAAAGUAAAUAUAUCAUUAGAAACUGCUACAAACUAUGCUCACGAUCAACAUGCGAACAAUUUUGGUUUCAAGUGUUUGAUCAUUGGAUAUGACAAUCCAUCUCUUACGAGAAUUCCAAAUUCGACGUUGAACUGGUUGGAAUCUGAGCUCGCUUACUUGGGUGGCAUGUGUAGUGCUAGUUUACUGAAGAAAAGUUUGACUUUACCGGGCGAGAAUCCAUUGGAAGACUUUUCGGCUGUGGAAAAAACCAUUCAUAUUCAUUCGGCACUUUUAUCUAAAGGACUGGCUCUUUCCGAUUCAAUUUUAACAAUUAACCAAGCUCUUGAUUCUUAUCUACCUGUUGGAGGAAAUUCGAAUGAGAGACAAUUUUUGAAAGAUUUUGUUGGUGCGGUACCCGGAUCGUCUGGUGAACGUCUGGCUUGUUGGUUGCAGCCUGAUAGACGAUUAGAUCCAAAUAAGUGUGAAUUAAAAGCGAUAAGCGAACCAGUACGGUAUGGAUGGCCAACACAGUUAUCUGUCAUUACUCGUGAUCAAUACGGAUCUCCUGUCUACGUACCAAAUUUGAAGAUUCAAAUUAAAGCAACUCCGUCGAAUGGAUUCAACGGAAAUCGAAAAGGAAAACGUCUAUCACAAGUCGAUAUGAAUGCAUACAAAGGUGUUGCAAUGCCACCCCGUAUCCCAUAUGAACCGACCAUCGAAGACAAAAUGUGCUUUAAAGCAAUCACCUUAAUGAAGCCAUAUGCUCAAUACUCUUUCGAAGAGCUGCGUUUUUGUAAUCCAUCACAAAAUAAAGUGUCCGAAAUUCUUUACGCAAGUGAUUUGGGAGAUUAUAAUUACGGUACAGUCUGGACGCCAAACGGAAUCGGUCACUUUUCAUUAUCAAUCACAAUCGAUAAUGUGACUUUAGAAGAAGUCUAUCGUACCGAAGUGAAAGAAGCUGGUAUUCCUCCACCACCACAGAAAAUCGCAUUGGAAAAAAGUCAACCGCAAAAUAAACUUCGACGAUUUCGCGCUGCCAAUUCGGCUGGUUUACGAAUCCGUUCGCAUCCAACAUUACAAUCAGAAAUGCUUGGAACCUUAAAAAUGGACGGCAUCAUUUCAUUUAUCGAUGAGGUUGAAAACGAUGAUGGUCUAUGGGUGCGAUUGUCUACCGAAUCAAUUCGACAACAUUGUUCACCAGGCUGGUACCCAUUGGAAGCUUGGUGUCUACAAUAUAAUCAACAUAUUGAUAAAACACUUUUGCAUCCGAUAAUUGAAACAUCAAGUACACGACAAGAAAGUGCAUAUUCCAGACAACACGAUGAAACAUAUAUCGACAAUGAAGCAACGCCAACUUCCGACACGCAUCACUUGACCACAAUUCCACCGGAGAUUGUUCCAAGAAAAUCUCCAAACAGAAAACACCGUCAUGCUGACGAGCGGUUAGCUGAAACUAAUCCAUUUAAAGACAUUUUCAAGCAUUCAGAUAAUGAAUUCAGUGAAUCAGUACCAAUGAGUGGCAAGGUAUCGUCACGUUUAUCAAGAAAUCCGUUCGAAAAAUUACCUAAACGUUCCGGCAAAGUGAUUGAAGACGCAGACGACUUAGAUGACUAUGUUUCGCAAGAUGAAUGCGAAAAGAGUGGCGUGUCAUCGAUUUCGUCGUCGCCCAAUUACAAUCAGGUCAAACAACAGUCACAAUCAAAUAUCGACAAAUGGACAGCCGGUGGCUCGAGUAAAUUGGCUCAAAUUCAAAAAUGGUUCAAAAGCGAUAGUUUCGAUUGCAAGGAUACGAACAGUCCGAGAAAACGAGGUGACCUUGCCGAAUUGGCUUCAGUUUCGGUGCGCGAAAUGGUUAAAGUGAUUGGCGGAAAUUCCAACGAUGGAAAAGGUAACUCUAAUUCACCGAUUCAUCCAUUGAGUCAAAGUUCAAGCCCGAUUUCGAUACCAUUCAAACAAUCGGUGUAUAGCAGUAGUUCAAAAUCGGUAGAAGUAUCCGAUACAUCGGGUGUUCAAAACUCGUUCACUUUCAGUGAUACAAAGGAGAAUAUUCCUGAAUCAAUUUUUGGUGGUUCACAUUCGUCGCAGACCGAUUUCGAUACAACCUCAUCAAACCGAAGUCGCGGUGGAUUCUUCACAUUUGACAAUGACAUUCAAUUGAAUGAACAACGUUUCGAGCCUCAGUCACCGCGAAAGCAAAUGAAGCGAACGAUAACCGUUUCAAUGGAUUCCCAAGUCUGUUCGUCGCCAUUGAAAACAUUAAAAUCAAUUGAGACAACUAAAAAAUGUCGCAACACCGAAAAGCCAGAAACGAUGGAACGAGAGGAAAAUGAAAAUGGUGCUCCGUCUGAAUCGAAAGAGUUUCCAAAACGUGCAUUGCCCUCAGGGCUUGCCGAAAGUUUUCGUGCUGUGUUUGCCGCAUUUUUAUGGCACGAGGGACUCGUUUAUGAUGCAAUGGCAUGUUCAACAUAUUUGAAAUUUCAUCCUUCGUUGCCAAAAAGAAAUGCACUCACUUUUACAAAUGAUGUCGUCAAAACUGACCCCGUUCAUCUAUCCAAGGAACAACGGGCACAACAAAGAUAUUCGGUUGAAGUAGCUAAUACUGGUAAUUACUUGAACAUCCGCCCGUCAACACUUGAAACACUUAACAAAUCCGGACAGUCGAGCAUUUUCAAUCGACGCAAUCGAAAAACAAAUAGUCAAAUGACUUCGCCCGAUCAAGGCAAAUCGGACUCCGUACACUCUGAAAUAACGAGUUGUCCGCCUGCUUUGCGUUGUUUAGUUUUCCUAUGGGAACAAAUCAGUGCCAAUUGCAUUCAAGUGAUCCAAAGAAACGGAAUGAAUGUAGAAAAUGAGCAAAACAUCAAAGAUUCAACUUUGAUUGAUGAUCAAAAUGUUAGCGAUUUUGAUUCUAGGAAGGUCGACGCCAAAAAGGACGAUGGAUCAUACUGUGAAUUGUGUGAACUCUUUUUACCGAUUCCGGUUACGUAUCACAUGCGCCUGGUUCAUCCGGGUUGCGGUAAACGAGCCAAAGGCAAAGGAUAUAAUUCGGUUGGCACAUAUUGCGAAGGAUGGGCUGGAAAUUGUGGAGAAGGUGGUCGUGGUGCAUCUUCAUGGUAUCUUAUGUGCGAGACUUGUCAUGAUAAGUACAUGGAGGGGAAUCAUAAUAGUCAAAUUAUGAGCAAUUUGGCAUGUCCACCACCAUAUUUGUCAAAUCAAAAACUCCAUUCAAUGACGGCUAUGAAACUGAGUAGUGAUUCCAAUAUUGAUAUGUUUCAAAUGAUGAAAGAGAAUGCACUGUUCCUAUUGGAAUUGUCAUCGACUAAUUCACCAAUGUUAGGCAAUCAAAAGAAACCGUUUGCAAGAAAAGAUCAAAUGCCAGUGGUGAAUGAACAUCAAACAUUUGAUUUAAGUCGAAAUGAAACGCAAUUAAUCAAUCGAUAUUCAAAAGGCAACAAAGGUUCAAGGAAAUCCGAAGCAUCAUCGCCAGAUUUAAUUUGGUCAGUUUCUGAUAUGUUUUUAUGUCUCGAAUCAUUGGGCGCAAAUGUAGCCAAAGAUUUAGCGCCAUACGAUCGAAUUGGCUAUUCCGAAAGCAGUUUCGAUAGACCGCUUUCUGAUAUAUCGCUUGAUGUGGGAGAUGGGGGUCCCUAUGGAAACGGGACAUUGAUGAACAGUUCAGUGACGAGUAAUAACACACUGUCAAAGUUUCACAGAAGCAUUUCAAUGGGUCAAUCGCUGGCAAAUAGAUAUGGAUAUCAACCCGAUGAAAAUUAUGAGACAAAAGUUGUGAUGCGAAGAAAAAACAACAAAGUUUGUGAUGCUGAUGGUUCUCUGUCUUUGUGCCAACCAUCAGAAAAUCUUCGCAAAUUAGUGCCCGAAGAGGUGUUCAACUUUAAUGCAGCCAUGCAAUCAUAUUCGAAAUUGGCAUCAACAUUGUUGCCAUCGAAUAACCCUAUGGAAAAUCUAGAUGUGAAAAACGAGAAUGAAAAUGACGUCGAUGAGCAAUUAUCUGAUGCUGAAAAUCAAGAGGAAUUUGUUAUUAUAUCGAAAAUUGGUGAUUCACGUAAUGCAACCGUUGACAUUUCGUUGGCAACUGCAAACGAACUGGCCAAACGGAAUACAUCAAAUUUGAUUGAUAUGCCAAAUCUUCUGUCGCGUCCAACUCUUAUGUUCUGUUUGCAGUCUCAUAAUUUGGAAAAAUUGCGCUAUGCCAUGAAACGAAAUCUUCGAAUUGCAACGUGCCGAAUAUUCGCAUUGCAAGCAUUGAAUUGGUUUAUUCGAUCGGUGACGCAAUCAACUUCUUUGCAUGAUAUAAUGUGGUGGUUUGUAUCAGCAUUGUAUCCAUCAAAUGAGGAUGAAAUCUCAAAGUAUGAUGAAGCACUAGAACAUCCAAUGACAUCAAUUAAAAUGUGUGAUAAAAUCUCAUCGUUGCUGACACAAAGUUUCCAUUCAUUUCUACAAUCCAUUGCCGAUUUGACAUUACUCUUACCAUCCGGAUCGGCACUGCAACAAUUGGCCAUAAACUGUUUUGGUAUCAAAUUCCAUCAGAAUGAUCACCAAUUUUUACAUCAAUCGCAUGUGUUUGGGAACAUUUCGAAAAUUCUUUCGCGAUCCGAUGAACUACGCGAACAUCAAACAGACGAUGUACCUUUCAUAUUUGGUGAUGUAAAUUUGCUGUUGAAUAGCCAUGGAAAUGUUAGUGGCACCAAGUUCUAUUCACUGCAUGAUAUGAGCGGAAUGUUUGAAGUGAACGUAUCGUCACGUCUGGCAAUGGUGUCAGCGCUAACCGAUAACUCAACGGAAACAUUCUGGGAAAGUGAUGAAGAAGAUCGUAAUAAAUCAAAAACCAUUGAGGUGUCAUUGAAUAAAUUUGACUAUUCAUGCAAAAUGGUUGCCGUUCAUAUUGAUAACACCAGAGAUCUGCAGAAUAAGGUCACGAACAUUCUAUUUUAUGGCGGACAAUCGCUGGGCGAUACGAAUUUAAUCAAAUCAUAUGACGUUGAUUCACGAACCGGUUCUUGGAUUUCGGCAAAUGUCUCGGAUGAAUCGUAUAUUCAUUUCCGAAUUGAAUUGAAAGGAGCAGAAACGUUGCGCGUUCGUCAAAUUAAAUUGCUUGGCAUUCCGAUCAGUGGCGACGAUAUGAUAUUGAAAUCGAACGUAAAAUUGCUCAAUGCAUCGCAAAUUCAGCAUCGAAACUGUGAAUCUGAAACGCUUCGAGUGUUCCGUUUGCUGACAAGUCAAGUCUUUGGCAAAUUAAUUUUGGGAAAUGAAUCCGAUCAGGAAAUUGAUCAAGAUACGAAUAAUGAAGGUGCUAUAUCGAAUAAUCUACAAUCUACUGGUACGAUCGGUGCAAUUGAUUCGAAUGGAACAUCUAUGUUGGCCGAUUCACUUGACUUACGAGAGCAUAUGGUGGGCAUUCUAUUUAGCCGUAGUGGUCGUAGUAAAUUGAGUCAUCUGCAAAAACAAGUAAUCGUUCACAUUGUGCAUGCGAUAAGAAAAGAAACGAUUCGCGCCAAAGAUGAAUGGGAAGCUAAUUCGGCAUUGAUGUUUGACAAUCGUGCCAUCAAUUCUGAUGUUCAACUGGCAAAUAGUGAACAUAAGAGUGAUUCGGCGAGUGAAAAUUCACGGGCACCGGAUAUUUAUUGUUUCGAAAUGUUGAGCAUGGUGUUGGCCUUGAGCGGGAGUGCCGUGGGACGCUCGUAUAUUUCAAAUCAACAUGGGCUUCUCAAAGAUCUACUGACUCUUUUACACACUGGAAGUGAUCGUGUUCAACGGCAAGUAACUGCUUUGCUCCGUAGAAUUCUACCUGAAAUACCGCCCGAACAAUUGGCCGAUCUCUUAAAUGUUUACAGUUUGCCACCAAAUGACUUCAAUAUAUCCAAUCAGAAUAACGAAGAAUUCGAUAUGAAUCGUUUGGGUAUAUUGGACAUAUUCCUCGCAGUCAUUGCAAAGUCAUUGCAACUGCAGGUAAAAGUUAAAUCGACCAGCUCAUCAAGUGCGGUGUCAAAUAAACAAUCGAUUUCGUUACAAUUAUGUAAUUGCAUCGACUUAAGCAUAUCGAAUUUACUUGUGCACGAGAGAGAUGGCAAAGAUAUUGCUGGAACAUCCGAUUUUGAAUUCAUUCCAAAGAAAUCAGAGUCAAGAAAUUUAAAUCAACGUUGGUUUUUACGUGGCACGAUCAAUAUAAAACAAGCCGAAAAUAUCAUUCUACUUAUUCGAGACAUGGCGAGUGGAAAACUAUCGGACAAAUGGUCAACGGUGACAAAGGCUGCGAUCGCUGAAUCCAUUCUUAAUCUAACUCGGCUUGAUGAAAUCUACCGCACCCAUGAGAACUGUAUUAAAACUGCCACUUUAUGGUUGGCAUUGGCAAGUUUAUGUGUACUGGAUAAGGAUCAUGUUGAACGAUUGUCGUCUGGACAAUGGUCGAAAAUAUCUGAAACUCGGCCGUUAUGCUCAAAUCAUGACGAUGGCGUUACAGCUGCAAUCAUUCAAUGUGAAACGUGUCUAUCGCUGUGCGCUGAUUGUGAUCGUUUCUUGCAUUUGAGCCGCAAAACAAGAAAUCAUCGUCGUACCGUCUGCAAAGAAGAGGAAGAUGCCAUUCGUGUCGAGCUACAUGAAGGUUGCGGUCGGACCAAACUAUUUUGGCUACUUGCUUUGGCUGAUUCAAGAAAUCUCAAGGCCAUCAUUGAGUUCCGUGAUGGAAAUAUAGCUGCCAUAUCGGGUCAAGCAAUGUCUACAGCAGGUCGGUGUAGAUUUUGUGGAGCCGUGGGUGAUUCGGGCAUAUUGGCCAUGAGUAACGUUUGCGCCGAUAAGGAAUGCCAAGAGUUUGCAGCGAAUGUAUGUGCAAAAUUGAAAUCAUGCGGACAUUCAUGCGGCGGAGUGGUGAAUGAAACAAAGUGCUUGCCAUGCUUGGAGGUUGUGUGUCACAAGCGAGAAAAUGAGUUGUCCGAGAAUUUAAAAGAACCAAAAUUAAAACAAGACGCCGACGAUAUGUGCAUGAUUUGUUUUGUUUCGGCGCUAUCGUGUGCGCCAGCAAUUCAACUUGAUUGCGGUCAUGUGUUUCAUUAUCAUUGCUGUCGUACUGUGCUUGAAAAACGUUGGAUAGGUCCACGAAUUAGUUUUGGAUUUUCAUUGUGUCCAAUUUGUAAGGCUGAUAUCAUGCAUUAUACAUUGACCGAUCUAUUGGAUCCCAUCAACGAACUUAAGGCCGAUGUCAAACGAAAGGCUAUCAUGCGGUUGGAGUACGAAGGCAUUGUUCAGUUAGCCAAUCAAAAAGAUCUCGGCUCAUAUGCAAUGGAUCGAUAUGCAUAUUAUGUUUGCUAUAAAUGCUCAAAAGCAUACUAUGGUGGAGAGGCUCGGUGCGAUGCUGAAAUGGGAGAUAAGUAUAAUCCUGCUGAAUUGGUUUGUGGAGGCUGUAGUGAUGUUGCACGUGCCAAGAUGUGUCCAAAACACGGCAUGGAUUAUCUUGAAUACAAGUGUCGAUUCUGCUGUUCGGUUGCAGUGUAUUUCUGCUUUGGUUCGACGCAUUUUUGUGAUACAUGUCACGAUGACUUUCAACGCCUGACAAACAUUCCAAAAGCAAAAUUGCCCAAAUGUCCAGCCGCUCCAAAGGCGAAGCAACUCAUAGGCGAUUGCCCGUUACAUAUUAUUCAUCCACCUACCGGUGAUGAAUUUGCUUUAGGAUGUGGCAUUUGUCGAAAUGCACAAACAUUUUAAAAACAAUCUCGAUGUUGUAUUCUCUAGUCAAUAUUUCUCUAAAAAAAGAGUUACAAGUUGGUUUAACCAAUAGCAUAGGACUGUUGUAGUCACUCUUAAAAUAAUGUUUGAAUCCAUUUUUGAAAAUUCAUUUGUGUUAGAUAAAAGCGAUAAAGGAUUUACCAAAUUAUAAUAGUACUUAUCAUGCAGCAAUAAUGUAGCACAGCAAAUAAUAUUCAAAACAAAUAAUAUUGUGCAAUUUCUCUUGACAUUCUAAAUAAAUCAGUAAACAAUAA
Molecule: messenger RNA, 15338 nt
Organism: Contarinia nasturtii (swede midge)
Lineage: Eukaryota; Metazoa; Arthropoda; Insecta; Diptera; Cecidomyiidae
Gene: hiw
Product: E3 ubiquitin-protein ligase highwire
Exons: 53
Cellular component (GO): nucleus
Source: RefSeq, a predicted model, not a curated record